Molecule: messenger RNA, 2360 nt
Organism: Bactrocera latifrons
Lineage: Eukaryota; Metazoa; Arthropoda; Insecta; Diptera; Tephritidae
Product: maltase A2-like
Exons: 7
Biological process (GO): carbohydrate metabolic process
Source: RefSeq, a predicted model, not a curated record
AACUAAGGAGGAAUUUGCCUGUUGUAUGGAAAUUCCAACAAAAAACAAUCCAAAGCAUACGGGAAAGUUGACACAAAAGUUUUUUGUUGAAAAUACCAUGAAUGGUUUGGAGUGGCCUGAAGAGAACGCAUCUCAGUUGUUGUCAAAAAAGUUGCAGGUWCCAAAAAUAUCACAAAUAUGGAUGCCCUUUUUGAUGAAAUUAGGACGGCAUGGCAAGCAACACUCGUGCUGCGCUAUCAGAGUCUUAUAACGAUGUGAUGCAGAAUUAAAGURAAAGGGUUAAGUAACAAAAUAUUAACUGAAACUGUCAACAGCUGCAUGUACAGGUAUGUAACUUACCAAUGCGUUAUCUACAUCGUGCGUUAUUUAGUACAAGGCGGAAAGUCACCCAAACACCAGUACACAUGUUCCAUUUAUCUCAUACGUGAAUUUAUGAUCAGCGUUGGCAAUCCAACGUACGAAAGGUCCUCACUGAUGAUUUCGACUGUUUGAUACGAUUUUUGAGUCAUUGUGUUUUCAAUAACGAAACAGCAAGAACUUUUAUCUCCAACUAUCUACCUCUAUAAAUACCGGUAGUUCCUCAGACUGUACGGUAGUAUUUAUCGAUAUGUCGUCUUGCUUAUUAUGGUACCUAGCGGCACUGCUGCUUUGCGCCUUUGGCGAUACUGCCAUCGAAACAGUUGAUUGGUGGGAGUCCGCCACCCUAUAUCAGAUUUAUCCGCGUUCCUUUAUGGACAGCGAUGGCGAUGGUAUAGGCGAUUUGAAUGGCAUCACCUCACGUCUGGCGUUUUUUAAGGAAAUUGGUGUAACAGCAACCUGGAUUUCGCCCAUAUAUGAUUCACCGAUGGCUGAUAUGGGCUAUGACGUCGCGAAUUUUACGAAAAUUUCUUCAAUUUUCGGCACAAUGGAGGAUUUCGAUAAUUUYUUGGCUAAGGCGCAUGAAUUGGGCUUGAAGGUGAUCCUAGAUUUCGUGCCAAAUCAUUCAAGCGAUGACUGUGAGUGGUUUCAGAAAUCGGUUCGUCGCGAAGAUGGCUAUGAUGAUUGGUAUGUGUGGUCUGAUGGCCAAAUUAAUUCAGAGACGGGCGAGCGUUCACCCCCAAGCAAUUGGGAGUCAGUUUUCGGUGGAUCUGCGUGGACCUGGGUUGAAGAGCGCCAACAGUAUUAUUUGCAUCAGUUUCUCGCGAAGCAAGUGGAUUUUAACUUCACUAAUCCCGCGGUGCGUCAGCGUAUGAUAAAAGUGAUGAAAUUUUGGCUCGAUCGAGGUGUAGAYGGUUUUCGCAUGGAUGCCACGAACUAUUUGGUUGAAAAACGUUUCGAAAAUGGUACAUUUCCAGAUGAACCCCCCAGCGGUGAUAAURCAACUGGCCUCAACCACAUCUAUACCAGGGAGCUAUGGGAAAAUACAGAAAUUAUAUACGAGUGGCGCGAAUUUCUAGACGAAUAUCAGAGAAUUAAUGGUGGAGAUACAAGAGCUAUGAUUAUCGAGGCGUAUUCUCCUGUUGACGUUCUGAGUAAUUAGAUUUCUAAUGGCACCAAUGUCGGUGGUCAGAUGCCAAUGAAUUUUAAUUUUGUGGAACUUGACGAAGACUCCAAUGCGGAGACCAUUGAAACUCWAGCUAAUGACUGGAUGGAUAUCAUUUGGGUCAAACACAAAAUGGCCAAUUGGGUGGCAAACAAUCAUGACAACAGUCGCUUACCAACACGUAUGGGUGAGAGCAAAGCGGAUGCGAUGACUAUGAUAAUACAUGGACUACCCGGUACAUCGGUUACUUAUUACGGCGAAGAGAUCGGAAUGCCUGAUGGAGAAACCGAUUGCGCCGACGACUCUUGCGACUUUCGUGAUCCAGAACGCACACCGAUGCAGUGGAACGGAUCGAAAAAUGCCGGCUUCAGCACAGGAAACUCAACUUGGUUGCCCGUCAAUCCCAAUUACAAAUACUUAAAUGUACAAGUUCAACGAGGAGUGGCGCGUAGCAGCUUGCAGAUAUUCAAGGGUAUGACGGCGCUGAAGAAAACGGCUGCCUUUAAGGCGUUCAAGGAAGAGGGCGGUUUUUCUUAUGGCGCUCUGUCAAAGCAGGUUUUCCAGAUUGUGAGAACCGCGGUCAAGCGUGAGGAAUAUCGUGUGCUUGCCAAUUUAGGCAACCAACUUGAAUAUUUCGAUGGUUUGGCUAACAAAACAAUGGAGUACGUUUUGCUUAACUCUUAUUCACCACACAGAUACGGUGACAAGAUUGAUUUAAGCGGAAAAAUGUAUUUAAUGCCUUAUGAGGCGGUUGUCCUACGCUGGACGGCAUAAGCGAUUUGCCUGUAAAUUUACAUACCAUUAAGUGUUUAUGAACUAGUAGUACUUUUAAUAAUGA